UUUUGGUAGAAACUUAAACUCUAGCACAAAAAUGAUUUGUGAGGGGGUUAAAAAUCUAGAUUUAAAGAGCAUCAUAUAUUAGUGUUAACUCAAGAUUUCGUUUGUUUUUAUUAUACAAAAUCAGCAGCCACGGAAUGAUUUGCUCUGUUUCUAAACAACAACCCACCUCCCCUGUUUUCAUUAGUUUUUUUUUAAUAAAUACGAAGUUGUGUGCAUCCCACUGUUCUGAUCUUCUUUUACACAAGUUAGGGUCGAUUUAGCUAAUUGUUUUUGCUGCUUUGUCUCUUGCUUCUCGAGUCAUGGCCCUGUUUAGGUUCUGAAUUUCCGAGUUGUGUUGAGUUGGUUAUCACCGAGUCUGUCGCUUUCUUUCCUUCUUUUUCACUACUGCGUUUUUCUUGAUGAUUUCACCGAGUAGGAGUCGAGUCUGUGUUCACGAGUUUAAGCACCGAGUCAGCCCCGCAGUUGUUAAGUUACCGAGUUGACUCCUGUGUUUUCUGCUGUGCUUGAGUCUGUUCCUAGUUUAUGUUUCUGCUCUUUUUCGUUUUUGAACUGAGUCACCGAGUCUGCCAUGUCUGCUUCAUUAGUUGGGUUUGGUUUAUGUUGCUUAGAAUCAGGUCUUUAGUGUGCUUUGUCUUUAAUUUCGUUGCUGUGUUUUGUUGCUGCAGUAUAGUCGAGUCAUUGGUUCGUUCUGUUGUGAGUUUUGCUUGUUUCCGAGUCCACUGUUUUAGCGAGUUUAAGGUGCUGGGUUUGUUUCAAAUCGCCGAGUUCUUCUUUUCCUGCUGUUUGCUGUUGCCGAGUCACUUCCUCUGUAUUUUGUUACCACUUCGUCACUUUCCGAUUAACCGAGUCUUUGUCGUAGUUUUCAGUUUUGAGUUUUGAUGAUUUACUGGGUUAGAUGCGGCCACAGUUUUGUUCAAGUCUACGGCCUGAGUUUACAGAAGUGUGUUUAAGUAAUAGUAUAAUAAGGGCCUGCAUUUUUCCUUUUGGUUGUUGCUGAGUGCGAUUGACUUUAUAUGUUUAACUAGUCAAAUUAUGCCUGGAUUUGUACGCGUUAUAACUUCACUGUUCUAAAAUGAAUCUUGGUUUAUAAAAAGCUUGUGUGGAUUUGCGGCUGGUUACUUAGUUUAAUUAAUUUCUUUUUAGACUUACAUUUUAGAUUUCGUUAAAAGAAAAACCUCCCUCACAAAUUUAUUGUUCUAAUUCGCCUAGAUUUAAAGUAAAGGAAUUUGCGGAAAAUAAUUUUAAUCUCUGUGGACGAAUCAUAAAUAUUAAAACGGUGAUCGUGCGCUUGCGAUUUUAUAAGGUAUAUUUUCUAGCACAUCAGUAACAAAUAUUGCAAUAAUUUGCUCAUUUGUAACAAAUCUUGCACUCCGUCCCUGUCUCAAGACAUUAAUUCUCCUAUUCAGUUGAGAAAAUCUAAAAUUUGCGAUGUCAAGUUGUCGAGACUAGUGCCUCAUUAAUUCAUUCCUAGACACAAUAAUUUCAUUCUAAAUUUGUGCCUUUUGAGCCACCAUGUCUUCAAGCAUCACCAUCUAUUUCCGCUUGACGGAAAUGACGAGCAUUGAUCAUUGCUACUGAAAUACUUAUAAUUUGAUUCUUUCAACAAAAAAGAAACCCAUAAGUUGAUGACUAUAAUUAUCCCCAUCUUCCAUUAUUUUCUUAAAUUCUUGAUAUUGUUUCUUACUUUGUAGUUUGAUUUGUUUUUCUUCCUCUAUGUUUUGUCUUUUACUCGUGUUCAUCUGGGAUAUUUAUAGGCGUGAGGCAUUCCGACCGCCCCGCUCAAACUCGAUCCAAUCCCCGCUUCGUUUGGAUCGGAAAAUCAGUGAAUUUUUCGAAGAAAGAGGGAACAUAAUUUUUUUAAAAAAAUUGGGAUCGGGACGGGUCGGGAUUUUGUAUCUCCUUGCCACAAUCCCCCGACCCUGAUGCAAUAAAUAAUAAUAAUAAUAAUAUAUUUAUGUAAAUUUAUACUAAAUAAAUUAAAAACAAAUAACAUUUGUAAUAUUAUUAAAAUUAAAAAAUAAUCUAUAAUUUUGUUCAUCAUUUUUUUAUAUUCUAUAAGUUUAAAAUUGUCAUUUAUUUCCUUACAAAAAAAUUGUCAUUUAUUUAUAUUAAAAACCAAUUUUAAUAUGAUUUAAUGUUAAAAAUACGGGGUAAUGUCAUCACUUUAUUAGUAUAUUACGAGUUAGUAGAUUGUUUUUUAUCAAAAAAUAUAUUUAUAUAUUAUAAUAUUAUAUUUUUUAUUAAAAAAUAAAAUUUUCCGAAUUCUUUCGGGAUCCCCGUUUGCGACAUGAAUCGGGGAGGGGAAGAAUUCUAGUUCGGGGUUUGGGAAUCGUGACGGGGAUAUCACUCCCGACCUCAAAGUGCCCCACUGCUCAUUCUAAACCAAUUCCAACUAAAAAUCAAAAGUAUAAUAGGUUUUUUUUUUUUUCAAAUCCGAAAGUAUAAUAGGGAUCCAAACCACGAUAUGAAUACUUUGAAACCUUUUUAAUUUUGAUGAUUACAACUUAGCUGGCUAACUUAGUAUUAUACACAUUAUAAAUAUUUAUAGUGUCUUAUAAUCCGUGAUGUGAAGUUGUUGAUGAACUAUUAUGUUUAUUACUAUGAAUUAUCAUUCAAGGCUAUUUAUUUUUGAAAUUGUGCCUAAGUUGCAGGGAUUUAGAGCAUCUCCAAUGGGAGGUGCCAAGAGGAGUGCCAAUACCAUGUGGCAUGACAUGGACCGGCACUCUCGUUGGCACCCCAUUGGAGAUGUUGGAGUGCUACUGGGUGCUAAAAGUUGGCAACCUAUAAAGUAGUGUGUCAACUUCAUUUGUGGUCCCAAUAAUACAUAAAAUAUAGAUUUGUGAUCCCAAUAAUACAUAAAAUAUUAUUUAUCUUUUAAUAAAGUUGGCAUCUUGGAGUGCCAACCAUUGGAGUGUAUUUUGAAAUAAGGAUGCUAAAAAUGAUUUGAAAGAGUCAAUAUACUUAUAUAAAGGAGAAGCGUGGGGCGUGUAGGUGGCGUCUCUCACAUCGCUCUGUUCUAUUUUUCUAAUUUUCUGAAAUUUUUGGAUGAAAAAUAUCAAAAAUUAGAACUACUUUUUUGGUUUCGGGUAUAUUAGAAGUAAGUUUCAGAAUAUGAUUUUGUAUCAGAUUAUUUAUGGAAUAUAGUAGCUUAAAAGUUUUAAUAUGAUUUUGUUUCAGAUUAUUUAAUUAUGGGAAAGAGUAGCACACAAGUCUCUCUGAUUUUGUAUCAGAUUAUUUAUGGAAUAUAAUAACUUGAAAGUUUUAAUUUUAAUUUAUAUAAAGGAGAAGCGAGGGCGUGUAAGUGGCGCUUCUCACAUCGCUCUGUUCUAUUUUUCUAAUUUUCUGGAAUUUUUGGAUGAAAAAUAUCAAAAAUUAGAACUACCUUUUUUAGUUUCGUGUAUAUUAGAAGCAAGUUUCAGAAUAUGAUUUUGUAUCAGAUUAUUUAUGGAAUAUAUAUAGUAGCUUAAAAGUUUUAAUAUGAUUUUGUUUCAGAUUAUUUAAUUAUGGGAAAGAGUAGCACACAAGUCUCUCUGAUUUUGUAUCAGAUUAUUUAUGGAAGAUAAUAGCUUGAAAGUUUUAAUAUGAUUUUGUUUCAGAUUAGUUAAUUAUGGGAAAGAGUAGCAUACAAGUCUCUCUGCACCUAUAAAUACCUUUGUAGAUUGUAGGAUUUUGGAUCAUCUAAACACAAUUUCCUCUCCCUUGAUAUGAGUCGACAUAUCCAAACACGGGAAAAGAAUACAGUCUUGACAUGAUAUUGAUGGAUGAUAUAGAUGUAUGUUUGUUGGUUAUUCUUUUAUAAUAUUUGUUUUGUUCAUCGGACAUGUUUGUUGUUGUUAAUUUUUAUAUGAUUCAUUUUGUAUAUAGGAAAAAAUUAUUCAUGCAUUAUCUGUUUGUUUUUAUUCUACAAAUAUUAAUAUUGAAUCAUUAAUAUAAUUUUUAUAGGCCGCCGCAACGCGCGGUUUCUCAACUAGUGUGAAUAUAAAAUAUAAUAUUUUGAGUUAUGUGUCAAAAUUGGCACCCCUUGAAGGGCGUCAACCAUUAGAGAUGCUCUUAGGGGGAGUUUUCUCCUAAAAAUAUUUAUUUGUAAUCAUAAAAAAGGGGGAGUUUUUCUCCUAAAAAUAUUUAUUUGAUUAAAAGUUAAGGUUGAAGUAAGUACCUGAAUCGAUGCACUCUGAGAAACAUCAUGCGAUCCAGAUAUUGGAUGAAAAUGUGAAAUGUUUCGGCAAAGCUGGAUAUAUGAAACCUGCUGAUGCAUCCACUAUCUUAGAUUCCAGUACAAAAUUACCAGGCGCUCUAUUUUCAUGCAAUACUAUAUGAAUUUGUGAGAACCUUUCUUGUUAACAGACCUAUCUUCCCUGAAUCCUAGGAACAUAUACAAAGAAGAACUUCAGGCAAGCUUUGAUGAUACAGAGAAACAUCUAACCACAAUUUUGUUGCCGGAAAUAUUGUUUAGCAAUAGCAAGGAUGUCACAAUAUCUUCUACUUCAAGUUUGAAUCUUGAACCACUUACAAACUUGCAUAGUGCUCUAUACAAACUUAGCAUGCAGCUAAUUUGAGUACACUAGACACUUUAAUUUACAGGGUUCUUUUUUACUUCUUGUUUAAUCAAUACACGUCAUCAAGAAGUAAAAAUCAUAAAAAGUGCAGGAGCUGCAUACUGCAAGAUCACAUGCAUGAGCUAGUGCAGUGCCUAGCAUUAUCAGAAAAAGCCCGGGUUUUUUAAAGACCAGACCCGGGCCUAGCAGACCGGUCCUUUGUUCAGGUCCAGGUGGUUCCAGCAUUGUAAUAUAACCUGGCUUCAACCUGGCACAUUGUGACAAUACAUAAUCAAAACAGAAAAAAUACAAAGUGCAAGUUAACUUAUGUAAAUAACUUUUCCAUGCACUCAAUUCAUCCAUAAAUCCAAGUUGCCUAGUAAUAUCAGCUCUGCCUCUAUAUAGACAAGACUGCUUUGCUCAUUCCUUGCAAAGAAUGAUGAAACAUAUUUACUUUUGUCUAAUCCAGUUCCUAGUGUUCUAUAAUUUGUCAUUUAUUAGUGUUGAAGCUCAAGAAUGCCAGUCAAGUGGGACAAUUGCAGGGACAAGCCCUCCAAAUGGCCAAUGCAACACAGCCUAUGGAGCCGCAUGCUGCGAACAAGACAAGAUUUAUGACAUUUUCACAUGUUCUCCACCUCUUUCGGGAGCUACAACCGCGACUCUAACCUUGAACAGUUUUGAGGAUAAUGGAGAUGGCGGCGCGCCAUCUGAGUGUGAUCAGAAGUACCAUUCGAAUGAGACUCCUGUAGUGGCUCUGUCGACUGGAUGGUUUAACAACAUGAGUAGAUGUAACAAGAACAUUGUUAUUUACGGUAAUGGAAUGAGUGUGACAGCAGUGGUGGUUGAUGAAUGUGAUUCGACUACGGGGUGUGAUCAAGAUCAUGCUUAUCAGCCCCCUUGUGAUGAUAAUAUUGUUGAUGCUUCUGAAGCUGUUUGGACUGCUUUAGGUGUUCCGAGGAGCGAAUGGGGAUCAAUGCAGAUCUCAUGGUCCGAUGAUGCUUGAUAUUCUUCAAUU
Messenger RNA from Daucus carota subsp. sativus, 5550 nucleotides. Its product is annotated as kiwellin-1. The record is from RefSeq and is a predicted model, not a curated record. NCBI's taxonomy places the organism in Eukaryota, Viridiplantae, Streptophyta, Magnoliopsida, Apiales, Apiaceae. The transcript has a single exon. The coding region runs from base 4972 to 5538 and encodes 188 amino acids.